AUGAGUAUAUCAUUGCCAACAACACAUACUGCCAUGGCAAGCCAUGAUCACUUUCAUUUAUCCAUUGCCGAACGACGAAUCCGAAACCGUAGCUUGUCCAGCUUACUUUGGACUCCACCACUCUAUCCGGGUUAUUCUGCAAAGCUCGACAGAUCUUUCAAAUCCAACUGUUAUCAGCAAUCAUGGAAGUCUACAGUAUCUGAAUUAGCAACAUCAUCAAAUCCCGUGUCACCUCAUUCUACAGUUACAGAUUUUUAUCCGUCUUCAACGAGAAAUGUUAUCCAAGCAACGUGUCCAUUUAAACAUGAAAAACCAGCACAAAUACAACCAUCAGAAAAUGAGGAUAUAAGUUGGAAUAGUCCAAAACAGUGCACAAAUUCGAAAGAGUCAUCUGGUUAUGGUUCUGGGACAUCCGAAUCGGAUAUGGAAAAUGAGCAACAAUCGAAAAAGAAUUUAGAAGCAAUUACCGCUUCUACAAAUGCUGUUAAUAACAAUCAUUCUUCUAUGAAAACUACAAUGAAUGAUAACUACGGUGAUAUUUUUGAACAACAAGAAGUUGAAAUAGUUGAACGAGCAACAACACGUACACAAAUAAGGCAACAACGUAAUCGGCAACAUACGGUAGAGUUAAUUAGAAUUAUCUAUUGUCACUUGCAAAGCGAUGAAAUUGUUCGCGUACUCGAAAUCAACGGUGUAUUUCAAUAUGAGACAGAUGCGGAUACCGGUAUACGACGGCCAAUAGUCCGUGAGCAAAGUAUCAAUCGACCGGAAUCGGUUAUUCAACUAGCACGAAAAUUUGCGGAAGCAAGCGCUGUACAAGAUAAACAAAUUUACAUAUCAAAUCAGAAAUUAUUAGCAAGUGGACAAAAUAUAGCAACAGUGACAAAUACGGAUUCAUCUGGUGGAUCAAAUAGUCUAAUUCGAAAAGACAUCGAUUCUCAUCAUCACAAUUGUCCUCUGUUGCUCGACACCUUCAACAAGAAACCAGGUGGAAUUGCUUGUUUAUAUAACGAUAAAAUGUCAAAGGUUAAUGUCUUCAAACAAAUGGAUCAAAUGCAUCGAUCGAGUCAAGUGCAAGCUACGCGACCAUUCAAUCCGUCAACCGUAAAAAAUGCGCUUUUGCGAUGGUGCCAAAUUAAGUUGGCAAAUUAUCCUGUUCAAAUUACAAAUUUUUCAUCAUGUUGGGCUGAUGGUAUGGCAUUUUGCGCAUUGAUACAUCGAUUUGUUCCUGAUUCAUUUGAUUUUAAUAAGCUAAAUCCAAGAAAUCGACGCGAAAAUUUAGAAUUGGCAUUUAGAGUGGCCGAACAAAAUGGUAUUGUACCAUUGCUUGAAGUGGAUGAUAUGUUGUUGAUGGGUGAUCGACCUGACUGGAAAUGUAUUUUCACCUAUGUUCAAUCAUUUUAUAAAGCAUUCAAAGAUCAGCUGUGAAAUUCGGCAGUGUUAAAUUUUAAGAAGCAAAAAUGUCACGGACAAACGUGAUCUUGGGUCAAAGCGUCUGCUUAUUGAUGAUCGAUCAAAAGUGAUCAUGUAUUGAGAAAUAUGAAAUAAUUAGUAAUAAGUUAAUUAUUGUUAGUGGCAAUUUAUA
Molecule: messenger RNA, 1585 nt
Organism: Loa loa (African eye worm)
Lineage: Eukaryota; Metazoa; Nematoda; Chromadorea; Rhabditida; Onchocercidae
Exons: 12
Coding region: 1-1428 (475 amino acids)
Molecular function (GO): protein binding
Source: RefSeq, a predicted model, not a curated record